AUGUUGGUUAGACUCCAGCACCCUCCAGCUUUAAUGCACCUCUCUCUCUCUCUCUCUCUCUCUCUCUCUCUCUCUCUCUCUCUCUCUCUCUCUCUAUCUGACAUGGAGAUGAAAACAAGAGUAACUUCAGGAUAUAAACUUGUUUGACUUUUUUCCCACUUCAUCAAAACACAUUCAACAAACACGAGCAGGCUCUGAGGCAAAUGAUCCAGGGUGCUCCUGCGUUAGGUAAGGCCUGAUGUAAAGUCAAGAGAAAUAGCUACUGGGUAAGUAUAGUAUGGGAUCGUAAGAGUCUGACGCCUUUCUCGAAUGAUUUAUGCCAGAAUGGAGCCAGUGGUUUUGGUUUGACAUUUCACAAUUUCUUUUAGGUUAUCUUGGACACUACAGUCCCUGCUCUAAGGAGAAGAGGGACCACGCAGCUUUUCAUGAGCUCACAGUCCAAAGCCAGCAUUCCUGAUGGUAUGGGGAUCUUUAGUUUCCAUGGAAUGGGUAGCUUACACAUCUGUGAAGACUCCAUUGAUGCUGAACAAUAUAUAGGGGAGGAGUGGGGUAAGAUGAGCCAUUAUUCAUAUUUUGGAUCACUACAUCAAGGCAAUCAUAGUUUUGUCUCUAAUUAGUGUAUCUGCAUAUAUUUCAAGAUGUUGUUCAUCCCUGCAAACCAACAGAUUGAGUGUAAACAUAACUGUCUUGACAAUAUAGCAUGCCAAAAAAGUGGUCUCCUAUUGUCAACCUACCCCAUGUAUGGGGUAAGUUGACCAUAGGAGUGGGGUAAGUUGAGCCGUAUCCCUACUACUCCCCCACUCUCCACCCCAGCCCUCCCUCACCUUCUCUUUCCCUAAAUAACAGUCACUUCUUCACACUUGUGUGUAUUUUUAUCUAUUAUACUCUAUUCAACUGGUACAAUAAUUCUUUUUAUUAUUAUUGCAUAUAACUGCUAAAAAGUUGUUUUGUAAAAAGUCAUUUUAACAUGAGAAUGCCCUUAAGUGAUUCAGAACAUUCACAGCUGUAUUUUUGAAAAGAAAAAGUAAAACAUUUGAACAAUCUGAACUGAAACUCUGAUCCUCUGAUCAGACUCCUUUACUUUCUCAGUUGAACCACUGGCUCAUCUUACCCCAGAACUACUAUGAUGACUUUAUUAGUCCUCUAAACUAAAAUGGUGGACUUUUAUGCUAGGUUUUUGACCUCAUGUUGUAGCUCAUAGAUACCACAAUUGAUGUAUAAAACAAAUUUAAAAUGAUCUUUUUUGGUUUAAACACAAUUCUAAUAAACUUAUUCACUAAAUUCACUUUCAAAAGUGAAAAAUGUUUCUUUUUUGGAAAUAAAUGUCUAACCCCUUCACCCAUGUGCUUCUAACCUUCACAGACUCCAUGAAUUGAUGCCCAUCUCAUAAAAAAUUGGUCACAUGAGCAAUUUCUUUUACCAUUUCCAAGCAACAGGGGGUGGCUCAACGUACCCCACUCUCCCCUACAGGUUCAGGAGUAACAUAUGCUGCCAUCCAGAUAAGGACUUUUCCAGGUAAGACUGUCAUAUUUCAGCAAGUCAAUGCCAAACCGCAUUCUGCAGGUAUUAUAACAGCAUGGCUCUGUAGUAGAAGAGUCCUGCUGCUAAACUGACCUGCCUGCAGUCCUGACAUGUCACCCAUUGAAAAUAUUUGGAGCAACAUGACACAAAAAUAAGACAAAGGAGACGCUGAACUGUUGAGCAACUGAAAUCCGAUGAUAUCAGUCAAGAAAGGGACAACAUUUUACUUUCUAAAGUCCAGAAACUGGUCUCCUGGGUUCACAAUAUUUACAGAGUGUUGGUAGAAGAAAAGAUGACGAGACACAAUGAGAAACAUGACCAUGAAACUACUUUUAAGAAACAUAAAUAUGUGUUUCUAUUGAGCAUCUUUUUUUUGAAGAUAAAACAAUUAUUUCAUCCACUAAUUCAAUUUUAUCAUUAAACGUUGAUAUCAUAUUGAUUUGGUAUUGACAUGUCUUUGCUCUAUUUUUGUCUAAAUAUUGACUUUAAAUAUUCUACAAACCAUCAAAAUCUGUUUUAUCAACAAAUUCCACAGUAUCCAAACUAUUAUGCAAAAGGGUUUCACACGCUAAUAAAUCAAUCAUCUCUCAACCGUUUGGGUUUCAUAACGGAGGAACACACACACUCAAACCGAGGGGGUAGGGGGACGUAAACACACAGUGUAUCACACUCACACAAGCACACACAUAUGCGCGCGCUCCUACCUGCUUCAGUAGUUUCUCCAUCUCUGUCUCAUUCAUACGGUCGCGUGCGCUCUGGCACGCAGUCCGUUCACGGCCCCCUCGUGCACGUUCCGGUCCGGUUUGCCUCUCCUACCAUCUCGGUCCAAUCCAGACAGACUGACCACACAGAUUCACCACAGAGUAGCAGAACCCCGAACCGAAUCGAACCGAACCGGAACCGAACGGAGCCGAGUGGAUUCCCCCACUCAACACAGGCAGAAAUCCCUGGUUUGGGUCCGACAGUCCAGUCCAGAGAACCUCUUACCUGUUUAGUGUCCGAGUUUAGUCUUGCGAAUAGAGAGCCGGUCCUGCACCGGAACACUGAUGGACCAGGGCAGCGCGUGCCGCCGAAGGGGAGGCUGCUGCAGGGCGCCAGCCAAUCAGAGAGCGAGGAGAAGCAGAAAGCGAGAGUGCAAGGAGAAAGAGAGAGAGAGAGCGUGUUCCUCCGGAAUCAGACAUUUAAUUUUCCUCUGCAAACACAAAAUGGUCUAAAUCAUGUUCUGUCGAAUUUCUGCAAAACUUUUUAUUUUUUAUUAUGGAGUCUGAGUCUUUCAAUUACCUUUGUUUUAACAGGACAAAUAAAUAAAAAAGUUUUAAGGAUUUUUUCAGGAGGAAAAACGGAGCAACAUCAAAGAUAUAGGCAGUUAUCUGUUGUAACCCUGGGCACCUUCUAGUCACAUCAUGUUUAACUUUUAAUAUAAAACCACCUGGAGCAUGAUUCCAGGACAACGCCUGUAAAAGACAAAGCUGCAGGUUUGUUGAAUAUAGUCACUGAACUUCGCAUGUUAAGACUUUUCUCUAAGUCAUCUUUAAGUUGAGGUUCAUUUAUUCUCACAACACUAAAAGAAAAAUCACAGAAAAACAGGUGGAUUAAUAAAUCACAUGUCUGGUUGAGGUAGAAACCCAAAGAGGCGUUUCUCAAAACCUCACCUAGAGAGAGAAAAAGAAAGAAAUAAUAUAAAACAUAAUAAAUGUAACUGUAAAAGUAAGUUGUCAGCUAACAGAUACAUUUUAAUCAAGUAUGCUCAGAUAGCACCCGUAAUGUCAGCGAGUCAUUAUCUGCUUUUACUUUCAUACUGAAGCCAAACCUCUACAGAAGAAAAGGAGAGCAAGUAAAAAAGAUGAAGCUGUCAUUAAAGGGAUAUUCCAGUGUAAAAUUAAUUUGGGGUCAAACACACUGUAACACUGUGUUUAGACACCCCCUUGAGAGAUGAAUGUUGCCGACCACUUGCUUCUCUAGUUAUACUAACUUUAGUAAUAACCGAAGUUUGGUGCUGUUCUUAGUAUUAUUUGUGGCUAUAGAGUGGAGUGUGUGGCUCCUGGGACCGCUGUGUAUUGCUAUCCUUUGGUUGUUACUAAAGUUGGUAUAACUAGAGAAGUCGGCAACAUUAAUCUCUGAACGGGGUGUCAAACUCGAUGUUACAGUGUGUUUGACCCUAACUUAAUUUUACGCCGCAAUAUCCCUUUAAAUAAGCAUGAAAAGUUUUCCAUGGUAAGAUUUCCACCAAUCCCACUUAAAGCCAGUUAGCCUCCAACUAACUUGUCUGUCACUUUUUUUGUUGUUGUUUUGGCAGUAAAGCAAGUCUCCUCCUGGGCUCUUUCUCUGAGACAAGGACAACUGUCUAGUUUAGUUAACUGCCAAAUUGAGCUGUAGAUGUUGCUUGACUUAAUUGUGCAGGUAAAUAUACAGACAGGUAAAAAUUGCUAAAUACUGUCACUGUGAACCUGUUGUCUAAAUGCAAAAUAAUGUAAUUUUCAACAUGCAUUUAAAAAUUCAAUUGAUUGCAUGCACAUGAGGAAACCUCCAAUGCCAUAAAAAUGGAGCCAGCGAAAAAUGUAAAAAAAAAAAAAAAUGCACUUCUCUGAGUGUCCACUAGAGGCUGCGUCCAGCAUUGAGUCAGACCCCAUAGAGCCUCCUGUAAAAAGUCCAGCUUUGCAGCAGAAAUAAACAUGUUUACAGCCUGGCACAGAGGCAGAUUAGAUCCUUAAAGCUUGUCUCUAUAUUUAUGAUAUCCUUUCUGAGUGAAUUUCUAUGUACUUUUCUCUUUGCCUUACACAAAAGCCUAAAGUUAUGAAGCAUGGCAGCUUUUAGUAUUGAUUGGAUACAGCCAGUUUUCACCCUCCAGCAUCUUUAUGGUUUUGAAACUUUUUUAGUACUCUUCAUGUAAACAUCAGACAACAAAUAGACUUAUAAUGAAUAAAAAGAUCUGAUCACGAGCUGACCACCAGUAGCAGCCAGUUGCCAAACUGCAGGAUUUAUAUGUGCUGUUAGAAGAUGAACAUAAGAUAGCUACAUGCAUCCAUCAUUUACAGGCCUUAUGAGCAUGCAUGCCAAAUUUGAACAGUGCAUACUCAACGUUUCAUAUUCCAGCAGAGAUCUGUUUGAGUUUGAUGGCUGAUGAGCGUUCGCGUUAACAGGAUGUCAGUUUUGAUCUGUAAAUGUCAGAAAUAUUCCUGAUUAAAUAUGACGUGCGAGGUUCUUCCAGGUCAUCUUUUACACCCACGUUUUAAUUAAAAGAUCAAAUAAUGUGAUGAAAACGCUUCACCAUCAGCUCACUGACUCCAGUUUAAAGUCUCAGCCGUGGGCUAACAAGCCAAGCAGCUGUCAGACGUUUCAUCGUUCACAUCCCAGACCUGUUUGUCUCUCUGCUGGAAGACUCUAUCCUGAUAACAUGUCCACUCUUUAUUUAUAUCUUGUGUUUCUCAGUCCAGCUCCCAGGAGAUGCUGCAGCAACUUAUUUUACCUGCAGGAGAAAGACUCACCUGUCCUCUAGGUAACACACAGUGUGAGAGAGAGGUGGGGACAUACAUCACAGCCACAGACAGAGCAAAAUCUGUCACUAAAGAGCCUGUUUGGACGUACAAUGUGUAGUUUAAGGCCACAGGACUGUGGAGCGUCUCCCAUUAAUGCACAUAUCCAGCAGGUCUUUCUAAAGCAGCAGCCAGAGGACGGAGUAAAAACUCCCUUCACAUGAAUAAGUUUACAGUGAGUUUUUGAUAAGUGUUGCUUGUAUGAAUCCCAGUAUCAGCCAUAGAACAUGAUAAGAUAUAUAAAAGAGUUAAUAACCAAAAAUUUAAAUAAAAACCUGAAAGAAUCUCAAUAAUAAACAAUAUUUACAUUAUAUGUGUAUUUACAGGAGAUGCUCCACAGUCAGUGUUUUUGAGGGGAUGUUGUUUGAGUUUCAUAUCUUAAGUAAGUGUUUCAGCAGCAAUGGAUGUUGGUCAGCUCGGCCUCUUUAAUGAAAAACCAUGGAGAGAACCAGCAUGCAUUUUGCUUCAUCUCGCUUUAGUUUUUGUAAAUUGUAGCCUAUAUAUGUAACUUACUUCAAGGGACCCACAAAACUUGAUAGCCAACUUGAUAAGGUCAAAUGUUGGUGAUUUUCAAGAAAUGCAGAACCGAUUUUUAAUGGAGGUAAAGCUCAAGCUUCUUCCUUGGUCAGAAGUAUUUGUCUCUUUGAAGCUGUGGACUGAUGCGCUGAACACGUCUGCAAAUAGUGCAGAAACACAAGGACUUUCUGAUGUCAAAGUAAAGUGCUGAAACUGAGAUGAGUGUCUGAAUAGACUUGGCCCUGUCUGCAGAAAACUGUAGCUUAGCCUGUGUGCCGAUUCUCCCUGCAGGAGGAACUGAACAUCAACUGUGGCUUAAACACCGAGUAAAGACAUGUAACUCUUGAAAUCUAAAUUUAAAGAAUACUGAAAUAUCCCUUUAACAUUCAGUUUUCAUUUAUUUGAGGUGGCUUGAUUGAGUUUGCUUUAAAUCUGCAGCAGCUUUGCACUGAGGUUACAGUGCAUUGCAGUGAGUUUCAAUGUGAGUAUUCAGAUGAUUAAUAAGAUGUCUACAAUGAGUUUGCAGUAAGUUGAGAGUGAACCUGCAGUGACUUUGCAGUGAGGUCAGCACCAAGUAUACGCAGUUAAAAGUGGUCAUACAUUUUACAGUUGGUUUACGGUAAACAAGACCAUGCAAUUUGCAGUUUAAACUUCUUUAAAGGUGAAAUGAAGUCUGAUUAAAGUGUGUACUCAGAUUAAUUUUGACUGUUUAAUCUGGUCUUUGUUGUUUGAUCCAGUUUUGCCAUAUUAAGAGAAUUUCUGUCCUCUGACUGUAGAACAAUGUACUGAAACACACGAGGCAGCACUGGUUUAGAUCAGCCCACAUCUGUGCAGAACCAAGAGAGAGAGGGAGGGAGAGAGAGGCGAUGCAGAUGGUCAGAUGAUAUUGUACCUGCUCUGCAGUAUUGUCCUUAUUGUCUUUCAGCUGCAGCAGGGACCUCACAAGUCCACGCACACACACAUGCACGCGCACAGGCAGAGUAAGGUCAGUAAUGCAUCAGACUUUGAAGCUGAUAGAUUAUUGAUCAAGGGCCAAGAUGGAUGAUUCCACUUCUCCUGCUGUCCUCAAACAUUACCUGAAGAAAGUGGAAGAGAAGGAGGAAGAGAGGACAAGUAUUUCUCUCUACUCAGAGCCUUUUCUGCCUCCUACUGGACAAUAUCUGAACUGCAGCUGAUCCAACAUGAUCAGAUCAUUUCAGGUCACGACCCCAUACAACUUUAAACAUAACAAUUAUGACAAUAUAUUACAAUCAUGACUAUGAAUGUGAUUACAAUUAUGAUCAAUGAGAAUAAUAAUAACACAAAACUGCGUCUUGAAGUCAUUUUCCUCACUGGCUAUAUCAGCAUUUUAGAUAUUCAAGCCUGUAAUAAAACCUGUCUAACUAUUAUAUAAAUAUCCAUAUUAGCUUAACUUGGUGCUGAAAUUUAUAAAACUUCCACUUUUAAACCAUAUUUGAAUGUUUUUAACAGUGACUAUAUCCCUUUUGAAAAAGUCGUUUCAACCAGUAAAUAUUCCCAGAAGGUGCUGACCUCAGUGAGUCCUUCAGCUUACAGGGACAUGUCACAGUUUGAGUCUUCCGGUUAUUUCUAAAAAUGACAGAUAAAAAGAGGAGCUCACUGAGGUCACGUUGAUGUAUGUACCAAACCUACAAACUCCUGUUCUGUGUCUGCAGCAACAGAUAGACCUCAGUGACACUACUGGGUAAUGUUACACACUGCUGAUGGACUGGGGGGACAGGUGAAGGACAACCAAGUCAUAUGACACUUCUAUUGCCAUGGAAACUUGGUGCAUUUUUUUCAACCUUCGCUAUUAGAGUGUUUCCUUUGUAAGAAAAGUCUGGACGCAGAAAACUAUAAACAAGUUCCUAAAGUUUUAGAGCUAAAUGUACACUCUUGGUUUGGGGCAGUGGUGUAGUCAGGUGAUCGCCCUCCUUGUGCCCUCAUGUCUGAAAAAAUGCCAAGUACAGAUAAAAAUGUAUAAUUGCCUCCUGGAUGCCCUUCCAGGAUAAAUACUUCAAAAUACUUUAAAUUGUAAAACAGGGCUCUCUGAAUGCUUUUCCAGUGGAUAAAAUGUAUAACAGUGCCUUCUAGAUGCACUCCCUGUAAAUAGAAACAUGAAAAGUGCCUUCUGGUUUCUUUCACAGUAUUGAAGGUAUUUAAAAUGAUUCUGGAAACUAAAUUUAUUGUCCAUCAACAUUUAGUUUUUAAAAAGUGUCCUCUGAUUUCCCUUCCCUGUAAACAUUUUUAAAAUUACUGUCCAGAUGCCUGAAGAGUAUAUAAAACAUUUUACUGAACUCUGUGGUUGCCCUUCCAGUAAGAAUCCGCCUAAAUAGAUGCUCUUGUAUAAGAUUUUCAUUUUCUUUAGUUACAGCCUUUAUUAGAUUGGACAGUUAAAGACAGACAUGAGGACAACAGGUGCCAACUUCCACUCUUAUGUUUGCUGGGAAGUGUCCCCAGUUCUCCUAUACAACAUGAGGAGGUGAUUCAAUCACUCUUAAUGUUGGCAAGGAAAGCAAUCGUGGUAAAGUGAGUUGGAGAUGACCCACCUUCUGUUCUGUUGUGGAAAUCUCUGAUAUGUGAGGUUGUGACUCUUGAAAAAUUGGGACAUUACAUAAACGGAAGGAUUCAGACGUUUCAAGAGAAAUGGAAGAAACCACUGGAACUUCUUGGAGCUACAUUUACUGUGUAGCUGAACUAACUGGACAUACGUUUAAAAUGACACGUCACCGGAGUAUGACCUAUAGGUGUCUCACUCACUGGACCUAUUUUCAUAUUGUUAAUGAGCUGUGCUUCUCUUUUCAUUAAUGAACCACUUUUGUAAAUUUGUAAAGUUUGUAAUUAGAUUUUUUAUAUGCUUCUGGAAGACAGAAUAAAAGUUUUCGAGACAGACAGGAGAUGUUGUGAGCGGAGCAGGGGAGGGAAUCCAACCAUUAACCACUGCGGUGUGGUCUAUAGCCUCUUAACAUGGGGCCCUUCAACUGCCGCCACCAGCCCAUGUUAAACAUGGGUUAAAACGUGGCCUCUGCAUGCCUUUCCUGCACAUAAAACAUUUUUAAAAUACCCUCCUGAUGCCCCAUGAUAUCAUAAAUGUUUAUUUAAAAACUAGCUGUCCUUACUUUUUAAAACAUAAGAUUUGAAACAGGACAGACACACGGGCACAGAGACAGACAGUCAGACAGACAAGCAGACAGACAGACAGACAGUCAGGGGCCUCUGCAGUAUAAAGGAUCUGUUUUCUAUCUGAAGGUUGUGGAGGACGCAGAGUGAAAGUGAAGAAAUCUCUGAGCUUUCCAGAAAUGUGAGACCUUGUUAAUGGAGGGAUAACACCCACGCACCGUGCACACAGACUCAAACACACACACACAAAGUCUUCCUCGAGUCGCAAAGUGUGGUGACUUCCUGAGGUUUUUCUCAUCGCUAUAUCCUGUCCUUAAAUGUCAGAGCAGCAGUGUCAGCCAAUCAGAUAGCAGAAUUACACGCAUAUACACACACAUACACACAUACACUAACACGUACACACAGCUCUCAGGUUGUAUGAAGGACAGGCAGUGUUAUUGCCCUGGUUUAAGCUCCUCUAUACAGUAGGUCUGCUGUUCCUGUAUGUAGGCUAACACUGACUCACACUUCAGCAGCUUUAGACUCUCAAAUGAACCACGAGCUAAAGUCCUAUAUGCAGAUUGUUUGUUAUUUAUUAUAUUUGAAAGUAAAGAAGAUCUUUUAUCUUCAUUUUAACUUUUCAGUCGAUUAGUCUUAGACACCUUUGAUGUAGCUUUGCAUGAUUUUAACUAAAAAAUAAAAAUCCCUAAUUUAUCUCAUGGCGUCUAUAAAAACUUGGGUUUUCACCUCACGGGUGUUGCUUUUAACAUACAUCGCUGUCUCAGAUUUUACACUGAUUUUUAUUGUUUUUUUACUUUGUACAAAGCUCAUGUAAAAUUAAUAUUUGCACAAUUUUGAGGUGAUACUUUUUACAAAGCUAGGGGGUGUUACUUAACACUCACCCUUGUGGUUUUGCAACAACCUCUGAAGUUGUGCUUUGGCAGAAAAAAUCAGAUCACACAAAAAUGUUUCUUUCCAUAGAAGAGUUUGACACAGAUGGAGUAGUAAACUUUUUUUCCUCAGUUUGAGGGUGUUACUUUUCACACAGCCUUUAAGUUUUGCAACAACUCUGGAAGUUUUGCUUUUUUUGGAGGGGGGGCACAAACAGCUACGUUGUGGCUGUUGCUUCCCACUGUUUUCUGGAGCUUUCUUUGGUAAGAGAGAAUAGCUCAGACUUUCCACUUAGAGAAACUUUUAGAGACAGACUGACAUUGAUUUUUUUUUUUUCAGUCUGAAGCCAGAAACAUAAAGCUGCUCUUGGUAUGCUGAGACCUCCCACCAAUUCAGCUUUAUAAGAGACACACAGUCAGCAGACAAACAGAAGGACUCACCUGGAUUUAACUCUGACGAGGAUUUCUUUGUCUCUCUUCAUGCUGGUAAGGACAAAUGAAGCUUAUCCCUGAUUAUUAAUCAAAAAUAACAUAGAAAAUUCAAACAACUUAAAUUCAUUUCAAAGUUUUCUAUUUUGUUUUAUCAUCAGUAAAAAAAAAAAAAGGUUCUAUUCACAUUUUGGUACAUUUCUCCAAAGGUCCUGCACAUAAAUGCAUUCUUAUCAGCUAAAUUCAGAACAUGAACAAUAAAUAGAAACAAAGUGUGUAUUACAUAAAAUUACAUGUAAAUAAUGUAAAAAAAAAAACACAAGCAGAAAAAAAAAAAAUAAUUGUAGAGGAAAUAACCCAUAAAAAUCAUGAACAAAUGCAUAAGUGUUACUGUGGAUAAAGGCUUUGUAGUCAUGUGUUUAAAAUAUAUUAAGCAAUUAGGACAAAAACAAAAAUUUAAAUCAACUUGUUUAUGAAUGUUCUGCUGCUGUUAUGUUUUAGAACAAAUGAAAACUUUUUUUUGACUGUUGUUGUAUGUACACUCUUAAAUACUAACAAUAUCCAUGCUGAAUGCAAAUAUUAGAACCAAAGAUCAUAGGUCCUUCAAUAUGAUGGCUGAUGAAAAGAUUUAAUUGGACAGAAGGAGAUUAGGAAAUCAGAAUCUGAUGAAAUUGUUCAUAAUCUACUCCUGUUACUAAAUGUGGAAUCCCACAGGGCUCAGUUAUGGGACCAUAAGUAUUCCUAAUUUUAAGUUUUAUUUUCUCAUGUCUUUUAUUUUAAAUGGUUUGUGAAUAAAUAAACAACUUUCAAAUUUGUAAAAAAAACAAAAAAAAAACUUGAAAUUGUAUUAAAGUCCACAUUUUUUUAAAAAAUUCAAACUCAUUAAAAAUUAAAUUUAAAUACUGAGAGAUAAAAAUCUGCCCUACGUCAAAUGUUUGAGAUGUAUCUAAUUUAAUUUCAAAAUUGAAAAUAAAUCAUUAGAUUUUAUAACACAAUAAUCAAAAUCAGAAAAAGUCUUAUUUUUGUGUUGGCUUACUGUCCAUCUUGGUCUUACAGGUUGACGAUUUCAGUUGCAGUCAUGCUUGUCCGUCAUUGCCAGCAACAGAUCUUGAGUGAUGUUUGGACUCGGUCCUGCUUACGACACUUCCUGCUGGAGUUCAUAGGCACCGCCCUCUUUUUAUUAAUCAGCCUAUCAGCUGUCCUGAUUCUUCCUGCACCUACUGGAAAACUGCAACUGGAUCCAAAGAUGGAGAGCGGCCAGGGCAGUCUGUGCCACCUGUGCAACAUCAGCAACCAGAGCAACCUGAGUGAGCGGAUGAGCGCAAGAAACCAGUGCAACCAGAACAUCCACCUGACCCCACUCUCUGUCCAAUCAUUAGGCUAUCUGCAGGUGGCGCUGGUGUUUGGUCUUUCUGUUGCCGUGGCAGCAAUCUGCGUGGGUGGGGAAGUCAGCUUGAAUCCAGCAGUUACUGUAGCAAUGGCCCUCAACCUUAGGCUCCACCUGUGGAGGGCCCUAUUGUAUGUGAUUGGACAGCUCUUGGGGGGCGUGGCCUCUGCUGCACUACUGCUAGGACUGACUCGGGACGUUACUCCAGCUCUCAACAAGGUGAGCCUCUAUGUGGUCACUCUACAGCCAAUUAAAGAACAGCUGGAUAUGUUAUCAACCAAUCUCUGUUACAGGUCGCUCCAGGUGUUCAGCUUCAUCUUGCUGUCGCCAUUGAAGCUUUGGCGGCCUUUCAGCUGGUCCUUGUUGUCCUGGCUACAGUAGACGCUAACCUUUCCCCCAUAGUGUGUAAUCUGCUUGUCGGCCUGUCUGUCAGCCUGGGUCACCUGAUGGCAGUAAGUCAUGCUGUAGAAUUAUGACACCUGUUGUGCCUCAACAGGCCACGCCCCCUCUACACCUAAAUGAAAAAAAAAUUAUGUUAUACCUAAAUGUUGAGAGCUACAAUAAAAUCAUGUUUUGACCAUAGUCAUGGUGAUAUCAAGAAUUAGAAACAGAAAAUAUUUGACAAUUUCAACCUGUUUUUUUACAGUUUAUAUAUUUGCAUAGAAAAAUAUGUAAACAUGAUAGGCUCACUUCAUUGUUCAAGAAGUUUGCAAACAUUGCUUUGAGAUAUUUUGAUCUGCUGAAAACUGUGCCAAACUCAAAAAUGUACAAAAGUAGUCUGCAACGAAUAAUUGUAAUCACCAUGGCUACGCCCAUUUCUUUUACCAAGUUGAUGAUCUUUUCUUCAGGUGGGUGCAACAGGUUGUGGGAUGAAUCCAGCGCGUUCAUUUGGCCCAGCCAUCAUCACUCUAGAUUUUAACAACCAUUGGGUGAGAACACACAUGCAAACACACACCCAAAGGCACAGUAACCCGCUGUACACUCUGUUUUGAUUGGCUGUUUUUGGAUUUCUGUAGGUGUUCUGGGCGGGGCCUGGUCUGGGGGCAUGUCUUGCUGUUAUCUGUAACGACCUGUUGCUUCGGCCACGCUGGCAUCACCUGAGAGACUGGUGGUCUGAGCUGAAACAGCUGUAUGUAAUGACAAACAAGGAGCAGCAGGUGGUGCUGUCACACUGUCCAUGACAAAUACACACACACACGUACACACAUGCACACACAAUUUCUUCUAUUCAGUUACAGUUGUACUUAUGACCUAAGCAGAACAUUUGCAAUACAUAAAGUUGCUGUUUACAGGAUUAUUAUCUCUAUU
Messenger RNA from Xyrichtys novacula (pearly razorfish), 12680 nucleotides. The record is from the annotation of a GenBank genome assembly. NCBI's taxonomy places the organism in Eukaryota, Metazoa, Chordata, Actinopteri, Labriformes, Labridae.